AUGCAUCAACACCCGAUCAAUAGGGGGGGAAAUGAAUCAAUAGACUCCCGCCGCUGCCUCUCGAGGCUGGCUGAACUUUAUGCUGUACUUAUAGAGCACGCAAUCCCAGGAGGGCUUUGGCGGGCCAGUUGUCAGACAAACCCAAUCCUCACUUUAUCCAGGAUGAGCUCAGCCCUGCUUCCGGCGUUCCUCGGUGACUUACCACCAUGUGCGGCCAAAUGCUUCGAAUCUGCUAUGAAUGCCAGCUCGUGUGCAGCGACGGAUCGAUGGUGUAUCUGCACGGAGGAGAGUCUCUUGGAAAGUGCGAUCGGAUGCUAUAGAACCAUCAAUCGCGCGCGCAGCUGGAGUUGCCUAACACGCACAGGGUCUACGAACUCGACUCGCGCCGCCUGUGGAAUUCAUGAAGAGAGCAAGGCUAGCUUAACACCAGCGCUUGCCGGGUCAUUGGGCAUGCUGGCAUUGAUUAUGACCUGCCUGCGCAUGUCACAGAGAACCAUGAUGAAGAGAUCUUUUGGCUGGGAUGAUGGUCUGAUAUUGAUGGCGAUGCUACUUCUCAUCGCCGAGAUCUUCUACAUGCCCGCCGAAGCCUUGACUCAGUUGUCCUUCUUAGCCUUCUACCUCCGCAUAUUUCCGCCAGGCAAGUUCCGGUACAUUGUCUACACCCUCGCUGCCAUCUCAGUCUGCUUUGGAAUCUCCAAUACUCUUAUCAUGAUUUUUCAAUGCCGUCCAGUCUCCUACUUCUGGAACAGCUGGGCUGGGGAGUCAACGGGCAGCUGCAUCAAUAUUAGCAACUUCUCAUGGUACCGAGCCGCCAUGCAAAUCGCCAUGGACCUGUCCAUCAUCGCACUACCAAUCUACCCUCUGUCCAAGCUUGCGCUAAGCCGGCGGAAGAAGACUCUCGUCUUGCUGAUGUUCUGCACGGGCUUCUUAAUCACCGUCGUCAGCUGCCUUCGACUGCAAUCGCUCAUCCGCUUCUCAAAAUCCUCCAACAUCAGCAUGGACAACAACCCCGCCAUCUACUGGAGUAUGGUGGAAUGCGACGUGGCGAUCGUGUGCGCCUGCAUGCCCUGCUUGCCUGCCCUGUUGAAACCGCUCCUCCCCGCUUGCUUUGGGUCGCGGUACUAUGCCAGCGCGGACGAGCAAACACCACCGGUCAAACUGGAGCGAAUUCGCCGGAAGGAUGAGUUCAGCGUGCUGUCGACUGCGGUAUCGGAGGAUGCUUUGAUGGCAAGUCGGAGCUGAGGGUCGGGGCCUGUAUUGUAUGCUAACGAACAUGAUACCAAAGAAGUAUAAGCCUGCUAGUAGUACCCUCACAUACCGGUAAAUUUGGGCUGACGGACACGCGCAGCUCUUCUCAUGCGUAUCCUGCUCAUGACGACCUCAUAGCUGACG
This is a messenger RNA of Aspergillus homomorphus CBS 101889, 1392 nucleotides long. RefSeq names its product CFEM domain-containing protein. Lineage: Eukaryota; Fungi; Ascomycota; Eurotiomycetes; Eurotiales; Aspergillaceae. Bases 1 to 1242 code for a protein of 413 amino acids. The record is from RefSeq and is a predicted model, not a curated record. The transcript has 6 exons.